ACGUCACACAGAUGCGGCGGCGUGCGUGGUGACGCCAGCGGCUCUUCCCAGCAUGCAGUGCUCGAGUGAAGAUGGCGGAAGGCGGCGCGGCGGAUGUGGAGACGCAGAGAGGAGAGAUCGCGACGCUCCUGAAGACGCCGCUGCGCAGAGCAGACACCUGGUAUCUGGUGGACAGUCACUGGUUCAAGCAGUGGAAGAAGUAUGUGGGCUUCGACAGCUGGGACAAGUACCAGAUGGGCGAGCAGAGCGUGUACCCGGGACCGGUGGACAACCGCGGGCUGCUCAGAGAUGGGGACGCCACGGGCAUCAGAGAGCACCUGAUCGACGAGCUGGACUACAUCCUGCUGCCGGCCGACGGCUGGAGCCGCCUGGUGAGCUGGUACGGCCUGACGGAGGGACAGGAGCCCAUCGCCCGCAAGGACCUGAAGCUUUUCAAUGAUGUUUGAUGACUGAGGACACUUUACAAUACAUGGAUAACCAGACAGAUGAUUGUGAGGGUGACCCUGAGCAGCUCUUCGUGGUGUUCAUUAUUCAGAAGGAGCUGGAGAACUUCAUGAACCACCUGCUGACAUUGUGAUCGAGGGAGAUAAAGUUUUGAAUCAACUCGCUUCAGUCACAUGAUCAGCUUGUGCCCUGCUUCUGGAUGCCUUACAUCCAGUGAGGGCUGAGAAAAGGAGGCCUCAAAGUUUGUAUUUGCCGUUUCUGCAAAACUGGCUCCGUUAUGAUCCUGAUCAGCUUUCGGGCAUUGCUCGUGGUGGGAAUCCCUGAGUGCGUCAGAGUAUCAAUUUAAUGAAUAAGGACAUACUUUUUGCAUCAGAAGAGCUUCAAUCCUUAAAGCUUCAAGUCCUGAACAGUGAACUGUGGUAGUGUUUCAGCCUGUAGUACUGUGUGUCUUCGUUGGUGAGUUUCCAUGUGUAUUUACUUCCAUUUUACAGAUGCAGAUUGCAUUUAUUAUGUUGUC
This is a messenger RNA of Megalobrama amblycephala (Wuchang bream), 961 nucleotides long. Its product is annotated as ubiquitin carboxyl-terminal hydrolase 15-like. Bases 72 to 446 code for a protein of 124 amino acids. Lineage: Eukaryota; Metazoa; Chordata; Actinopteri; Cypriniformes; Xenocyprididae. The record is from RefSeq and is a predicted model, not a curated record. Gene Ontology annotation, molecular function: cysteine-type deubiquitinase activity. The transcript is spliced from 6 exons.